GCAUACCUCACUAAGUAAACAAAAGAAUGAAGAAGAUUCCACAUAUAUACUUUGAAACCGUGUCACCCUUUUGCUGGUUGAUGAAGAAAUGGCAGAGAUUGUUCUUGCAGAACCAAUUCAUUUUGAACAAGGAGAGUCAUCAACAUCUAGACAAAACCAACAUCAUCAAUAUGAACAUGAAUAUGAACAUGAAUAUGAAUAUGAUAAUAGUAUGGCUAUUACUACCAAUAGUGUUAGCAGCAGCAGCAAUGAUGAACACCUUCAACCAGGUCCCUUUGAUAGUGAAAGGUUGCCACCUGUUUUUGAUUCUGAAAUUCAAAGAUUCCUUCGUGUUGCUAAUUUGCUCGAAAGGGAGGAGCCUCGUGUUGCUUACCUUUGUCGAGUUCACGCCUUUGUAAUUGCACACAACAUGGACAAGAAUUCAAGUGGAAGAGGUGUUAGACAAUUCAAAACUACACUCCUUCAUAGACUUGAGAAGGAUGAGAAUGCUACAAAAAGAGGUGGAAUAGGCGAUAUCCGUGAACUUAAGCGAGUUUACCAUGUCUACCGGGAUUAUUUUACUCGAAAUAAUAAAGCAUUUGAUUUAGAACAAAGUCGAAGGGAGAAAUUGAUAAAUGCAAGAUUUAUUGCUUCUGUUCUGUUUGAGGUGCUAAAAACAGUUACAAACACACCUAGUAAUCAGGCUCUUACCGAUGGAAAUGCAAUCCACAAAAAAACUGAGUUUAACAUUCUUCCACUUGAGCAAGGGGGAAUUCAGCAUGCAAUCAUGCAGCAGCCUGAGAUUAAGGCUGCCAUUGCAGUUAUUCGCAAUAUUCGAGGUUUACCCCCAGCCCAAGAUUUCAAGAAACAUGGAGCCUUUGUUGAUCUGUUUGAUUUUCUUCAGCAUUGUUUUGGAUUCCAGGAAGCCAAUGUGGCAAACCAAAGGGAACAUCUGAUUCUACUGCUAGCCAACAUGCAGACUAGGCAGCAAACUCACAACCAGAAAUCUGUUCUGAAGUUAGGAGAAGGAGGUGUGGAUGAAUUGAUGAGAAAGUUCUUCAAAAAUUAUACAAAUUGGUGCAAGUUUUUGGAAAGAAAAAGCAAUAUCCGCUUACCUUUUGUGAAACAAGAAGCACAACAAUAUAAAAUUUUGUACAUUGGUCUUUACCUGCUCAUAUGGGGGGAGGCUGCUAAUUUGAGGUUCAUGCCAGAAUGUCUUUGCUAUAUCUUUCACCAUAUGUCAUAUGAAAUGCAUGGAGUUUUAAGUGGUGCUAUCAGCUUAACAACAUGGGAAAGGGUCAUACCCGCAUAUGGAGGAGAACCAGAAUCUUUCCUUAAUAAUGUUGUCACACCUAUAUACGAUGUUAUAAAAAAGGAAGUUGAAAAUAGCAAAGGUGGGACAACGGACCAUUCUGCAUGGAGAAACUAUGAUGAUCUGAAUGAAUACUUCUGGUCUCCUGAUUGUUUUGGAAUCGGUUGGCCGAUGCGUGAUCAGGACCACGAUUUUUUCUUUGUAAAAACCAAAGAUAAACCUGAUUUCAAGAAUGCUCUUGUUGUAUCACAUGCUCAAAAGAAAGAAAAGAAAAAGAAGAAAAAGAAAGAAACGAAGGUUGACGAAGAACCACAGGAAACUGUGGAGGAAGAUCAAGAAAACAACGAAAAUGAGGAAAAGAGAGAACGGCAAUGGCUAGGAAAGACAAAUUUCGUUGAGAUUCGUUCAUUUUGGCAAAUUUUUAGAAGCUUUGAUCGAAUGUGGAGUUUUUAUAUUAUAUCCCUUCAGGCCAUAAUAAUCAUUGCCUGCCAUGACUUGGGAUCUCCACUUCAGUUGUUUGAUGCCACAGUAUUUGAGGACAUCAUCAGUAUCUUUAUUACUUCAGCCAUUCUUAAAUUUAUUCAAGCAAUUUCAGACAUCGCAUUUACGUGGAAAGCCAGAUACACCAUGGAACAUUCACAAAAAGUGAAACUUUUGGUGAAGCUGGGAUUUGCCAUGAUGUGGAAUAUUAUUCUUCCUGUGUGCUAUGCUAAUUCAAGAAGAAAAUAUACUUGUUAUUCCACCAAGUAUGGAAGUUUGGUUGAAGAAUGGUGCUUUACUUCCUAUAUGGUUGCUGCUGCGAUAUACUUGACAAGUAAUGCAGCUGAAGUUGUGUUAUUUUUUGUACCUGCUAUGGGAAAAUAUAUUGAGGUAUCUAAUAACAAGAUAUGCAAAGUUUUGGCUUGGUGGAUUCAGCCAAGAAUCUAUGUUGGCCGAGGGAUGCAAGAAGACCAGCUUUCUGUUAUAAAGUACACAUUAUUUUGGAUAUUGGUGUUGUCAUGUAAAUUUGUGUUCAGCUACAGUUUUGAGAUAAAACCACUCAUAGAACCAACUAGACGAAUUAUGAAAAUUGGUGUAAGAAAGUAUGAAUGGCAUGAGCUUUUUCCAAGAGUCAAGAAUAAUGCUGGUGCAAUUGUGGCUGUGUGGAGCCCUGUAGUAAUGAUAUAUUUUAUGGACACACAAAUUUGGUAUUCUGUUUUCUGUACAAUAGUUGGUGGAAUUUAUGGAGUUUUGCAUCACCUUGGUGAGAUACGGACACAAGGAAUGCUAAGAAGUAGAUUUGACAACUUGCCAGCAGCAUUUGACGUCUGUCUGAAUCCGCCAUCUUCCAAACGCGGUAAAAAGAGAAGAAAAGGUUUCCUCAGCAAUAUAUUUCAAAAGCUUCCUGAUGAAAAAAAUGCUCUUGCAAAAUUUGUGGUAAUAUGGAAUCAAAUUAUAAGCCAUCUUCGUCUUGAAGACUUAAUUAGUAACAGAGAAAUGGAUUUAAUGAUGAUGCCUGUAUCUUCAGAAUUAUUUUCUCGCAAGGUUCUUUGGCCUGUUUUCCUCUUGGCAAACAAGUUUUCUACAGCUUUGACCAUUGCUAAAGAUUUUGAAGGAAAGGAAGAAGCUCUUGUCAAAAAAAUUACAAAAGACAAAUACAUGUUUUAUGCCGUAAGAGAGUGCUACCAGUCACUGAAAUUUGUUCUUGAGAUUCUUAUUGUUGGUAGCCAGGAGAAAAGGAUUAUACGUGAUAUACUAAGCGAAAUCGAAAACAGUAUCGAAGAAACAACUCUUCUUAAGAACUUCAACAUGAAAGUUCUCCCAUCUCUACAUGUUAAGGUCAUUGAGCUAGCUGAACUUCUGAUUGAGGGAGGUAAAGACAAUCGGCACAGAGUUGCGAAAACUUUACUCGAUAUGUUUGAACUAGUAACAAACGAUAUGAUGGAUGACUCGAGAACAUUGGAUACAUCACACUUUCCAGAAGAAAAUGAAUGUGGCUUUGUCUAUUUUAGAGAUGAUAAUCAACUAUUUGCCACUGAGGAAAUUGAUAGUGAAUCCUUUCCAUUUUCCAAUGAAAGUUGUGUCCAUUUUCCCUUGCCAGAAGGCCCUUUGAUGGAAAAGAUCAAGCGAUUUCAUUUAUUAGUUACCGUCAAGGAGACUGCAAUGGACAUACCUGCAAACUUAGAUGCUCGUCGGCGCAUAUCAUUCUUUGCUACUUCUCUGUUUACAGAUAUGCCAGAUGCUCCAAAAGUGCAUAGUAUGGUGCCAUUUAGUGUUAUAACCCCACACUACAUGGAGGACAUCAACUUUUCAAUGAAGGAGCUUGGUUCCGAAAGAGAGGAGGACUCCAUCAUCUUUUACAUGCAAAAGAUAUAUCCAGAUGAAUGGAAAAACUUUUUGGAACGUAUGUGUUGCGAAGACCGUAGGAGUUUAGAAGAUGAAAACAAAUCAGAAGAGCUUAGAUUGUGGGCUUCAUUCCGGGGACAGACACUAGGAAGAACAGUUAGAGGGAUGAUGUACUACACAGAAGCGUUAAAAUUACAAGCAUUUCUUGACAUGGCAGAAGAUGAAGAUAUUCUUGAAGGUUAUGAGACGGCAGAAAAGGGUAAUCGUGCUUUAUUUGCUCGCCUAGAAGCACUAGCAGACAUGAAAUACACCUAUGUCAUUUCCUGUCAAUCAUUUGCAUUACAAAAGUCUAUGAAUGAUCCGCGUUACAAAGAUACAAUUGACUUAAUGAUAAGGUAUCCGUCUCUUCGUGUUUCUUAUGUGGAGGAAAAGGAGGAGAUAAUGCAGGGUAGACCUCACAAAGUGUAUUAUUCGAAACUGGUUAAGGCUGUCAAUGGUUUUGAGCAGACAGUAUAUCAAAUAAAACUUCCAGGUCCACCACAGCUUGGAGAAGGGAAGCCUGAAAAUCAAAACAAUGCAAUAAUAUACACUCGUGGCGAAGCCCUCCAAACAAUUGAUAUGAACCAGGAUAAUUACUUGGAAGAAGCUCUAAAAAUGAGAAACCUUCUCCAAGAAUUUCUUAAGCGCCAAGGACGGAGGCCUCCUACAAUACUUGGUUUAAGAGAACAUAUUUUCACAGGAAGUGUGUCUUCUCUGGCAUGGUUCAUGUCAUAUCAGGAGACCAGCUUUGUCACAAUUGGUCAAAGGCUUCUGGCUAAUCCUCUCAGGGUGCGGUUCCACUAUGGCCAUCCUGAUGUAUUUGACAGAGUUUUUCAUAUUACAAGAGGAGGAAUAAGCAAAGCGUCUAAAACAAUUAAUUUGAGUGAAGACGUUUUCGCUGGAUUUAAUUCUACUUUAAGAAGGGGGUGUAUUACAUAUCAUGAAUACUUGCAAAUUGGCAAAGGUCGCGAUGUAAGUCUAAACUCGAUCUCAAAAUUUGAAGCCAAGGUAGCAAAUGGAAACAGUGAACAAACUAUAAGCCGUGACAUAUUCCGCCUUGCAAGACAAUUCGAUUUUUUUAGGAUGCUAUCUUGUUAUUUCACUACUAUUGGAUUUUACUUCAGCAGCUUGAUAUCAGUAAUAGGAAUAUAUGUAUUUCUCUACGGACAGUUAUACCUUGUUCUUAGCGGCUUAGAGAGAGCACUUAUCAUUGAAGCAAGAAUCAAGAAUGUACAGUCCUUAGAAACAGCUCUUGCUUCUCAAUCAUUCAUACAACUUGGACUUCUAACAGGCUUACCGAUGAUGAUGGAAAUAGGCCUCGAGAGAGGUUUCCUAACAGCCCUCAAAGAUUUUAUCCUCAUGCAGUUACAGCUUGCAGCUGUUUUCUUCACAUUCUCCCUUGGAACAAAAACACAUUACUAUGGCAGAACAAUUUUGCACGGAGGCGCGAAAUACAGACCAACCGGACGCAAAGUUGUCUUCCACGCUAGCUUCACUGAAAACUAUAGAUUAUACUCGAGAAGUCACUUUGUAAAAGCGUUUGAGCUAAUGCUGCUUUUGGUUGUUUAUAACAUGUUCAGAAAAUCUUAUCAAAGUAACAUGACAUAUGUGUUGAUAACUUACGCGAUUUGGUUCAUGUCUUUGACUUGGUUGUGUGCGCCUUUUCUUUUCAACCCUGCCGGAUUCAGUUGGACUAAGGCGGUAGAUGAUUGGAAAGAGUGGAAUAAAUGGAUCAGACAACAGGGUGGAUUGGGAAUCCAUCAGGAUAAAAGUUGGCAUUCUUGGUGGUAUGACGAACAAACUCAUCUUCGACAUUCAAGUCUUGGUUCGAGGUUUGCUGAAAUAUUACUUUCGCUUCGUUUCUUCAUCUAUCAGUAUGGUUUGGUCUAUCACCUUGACAUUACUCAGCAAAGCAAAAACUUGCUGGUUUAUGUUUUUUCAUGGGUUGUGAUUUUUGGAAUUUUCGUCUUGGUAAAGGCUGUCAACAUAGGAAGGAACCUACUUAGUGCUAAUUAUCAACUUGGAUUCAGAUUUUUCAAAGCAAUCUUAUUUGUUGCCGUUGUUGCUCUCAUCAUUACUCUUUCAAUCAUAUGUCAGCUGUCAGUGUCAGACCUUUUUGUUUGUUGUAUGGCAUUCAUGCCAACUGCAUGGGGACUGAUACAGAUUGCACAAGCAGCAAGGCCAAAAAUAGAGCAUACAGGAUUAUGGGACUUUACACGUGCACUUGCUAGAGAAUUUGACUAUGGAAUGGGGAUAGUACUUUUUGCACCUAUAGCUAUUUUGGCAUGGCUACCAAUUAUUAAAGCCUUCCAUGCUCGUAUUCUUUUCAAUGAGGCAUUCAAAAGACACUUGCAAAUUCAACCACUUCUCUCAGUCAAGAAGAAGAAGCAUAGACCUUGAUCUCAUAUGUAGCAUGAUUCUUGUGCUUGUUUUUUGUAAAGAAAAAUGAAAAUAUAAUAGUAAUUAAUGUUUUAACAUUCUAUAGGAGGAUUUUAGGAACUAGAUAAAACUCAUUAUGUAUAGAUAGCUGCAUUCUUGUGAGUAUAUACAUACAUAGUCAUAGAUGUAACAUAGAGGGAAUUAUUGUUUCUAGAUAUGUCGUUGAAUAAGACAAGGAAGAAGAAUGAAAACAAGUUUUGCUUCA
Messenger RNA from Medicago truncatula (barrel medic), 6299 nucleotides. RefSeq names its product putative callose synthase 8. The record is from RefSeq and is a predicted model, not a curated record. Gene Ontology annotation, biological process: (1->3)-beta-D-glucan biosynthetic process. Gene Ontology annotation, cellular component: 1,3-beta-D-glucan synthase complex; plasma membrane. The transcript is spliced from 41 exons. Gene Ontology annotation, molecular function: 1,3-beta-D-glucan synthase activity. The coding region runs from base 89 to 6055 and encodes 1988 amino acids. Lineage: Eukaryota; Viridiplantae; Streptophyta; Magnoliopsida; Fabales; Fabaceae.